Bombyx mandarina (wild silkworm) is the source of this 1764-nucleotide messenger RNA. RefSeq lists its product as uncharacterized. The record is from RefSeq and is a predicted model, not a curated record. NCBI's taxonomy places the organism in Eukaryota, Metazoa, Arthropoda, Insecta, Lepidoptera, Bombycidae. Gene Ontology annotation, molecular function: transcription coregulator activity. Gene Ontology annotation, biological process: regulation of DNA-templated transcription. Gene Ontology annotation, cellular component: nucleus.
UCUGCCGCCUGCUGUUUCGCGUCCUAGAACUGUCAAAAUUUUCGAUGGCUUGUGUUGUUUGGAUAAAAAUAAAAACAAUCUAUCUUUAAUGUGUAAAUAAAUAAUCAUUUACGUACUUUUGUAGUGUGAUUUUUGUUUUUAUACAAUGUUUUAUUUGUGCAAUAUAAUCAUGUAAACAGCGUGAGAAGUCGUGGUGCAUUUGGUGCUUUGGCUUGAGUGGCCAAAAAUCUUCCAGAUGCUGCCUUCUAUGCCAGUUCUCUUCACCAGGGAUAGUCAGGAUGCAUUUGGCAAUAAAAUUCAGCCAAGCACAAGCUUUUUUAAUCAGAAUUCUAAUGACAAAUCCUCAUUUAUUAUAAAGCCCUUACCUACGACAGCUGUGCAAGACGAACCCAAAGUGACAAAUGAGACUAAACACAAAAAGGAUAUCCCUCAAAAACAGAAACCAGAGCCACCUAAGAAAGAUUACAAUGCAUUUGAAACAGCGCUGAUAAGAUCUUACUACACAAAAGUACAAUCAAGGUUUUCAUCAAACAUAUCAAUGCCUAAGAACAAAUUUGUACAAUUUCAAAACACAUUAAAAACAUUUGACCCUAAUAAAGAGACUCCAGUAGAUUUAUUUAGAAAAAUAGAACAAUUAUUUGGUGAAGAACACAAGGAUAUAGUUGAGGAUUUUUUACUGUUUUUAAAGCCGGGACAGGCAGCUGAGGUUGGGAGGUUCAUGGACCGGUUCAUGCUUGUACGAAUAACAGCUUUCAUUGAGUCUUUACAAAACGCUUUCGCUCGCAAGCCCACUGUGCUUCGUAAAGUGAUCCGCGCCAUCACGACGGGCCUCAAUUCUGGGAACAGCGAGGACACGAAGGCCCGGGUACUGCCGCAUCUGAGAUCACACGCGCGUUUAACGCAAAUGUUCAAAUCUCUGUUCCCUGAUGAGAGACCAUCGGACAGCUUGUAUGAGACCGGCACUGAUUGUAUAGACGAAAGCUUCCUGACGAAGGACACCGGCUGCGACGUUUGGGAGUUUGUUGAGACAAACGAUAACAGACAGAAGCCAGACUACAAGAAGGGUCUCGAUACUGCGUAUCUGAACGGUCGCGUGUUCCUACAGCACGGCCGCCUGCUGCGGUCGGCGCGGGUCACGUACCCGUACAGCAAGGAGCCCUACCGGGUGCACGCGCGCCGCCUCGCGCCCGCGCAGUGCCACCUCUCCCCGCCGGACUCCGACGAGGAGCGGUCUUCGCCCAAGCGAAACGCGAAAACUCCUUCGAAGAUCGCCCCGAAACGACCCAAGAAACAACUCAAAUCGCCAACAAAAAGCGUAAAGGACGUAAACGACAACACAAAGCACAAAGACUGCUCCAUUCUGAGCCCUAAAGCGAAGAAACAACAGAACGUCAAGCCGAAAAGCAAAGAGGUCGUCAAACGGAAAGACUCGAAAGGUUUAAUAUGUAAAAACGAAGGUUCUAGAACAAAACAAACAAAGAUUGAAGGCAUAGCGAGUGCGGACGCUAAGAAAGCCGAGAUCAAGAGUAAUUGGACUCGCGACGAGGACAAGACGAUGCUGCAGGUUCUGAAAGGGGAGGCCGGCUCCGAGCAGGUGUUCCGCCGCAUCCGGCAGCUUCUGCCGCACCGGUCGCCCGCCGAGAUCAAGGAGCGCUUCUGUCACGUCAUGAAGCUGUUACAGCAAAUGUCGGUCGGCGAGGUUACUUAGAUAUUAUUAUGCAUGUAAUUGAUAUUUAUAAAUUUUGUAUAAAUAAAAUAUUUUUG